Molecule: messenger RNA, 2451 nt
Organism: Fimicolochytrium jonesii
Lineage: Eukaryota; Fungi; Chytridiomycota; Chytridiomycetes; Spizellomycetales; Powellomycetaceae
Product: Alpha/Beta hydrolase protein
Exons: 3
Coding region: 287-2047 (586 amino acids)
Source: RefSeq, a predicted model, not a curated record
GAACUCGGCAGGAGGUGCCUUGCUGCCUCCGACUCUGUCUGUGAUGCAUGCACGCGGGGGUAUUUAGCCCGUGCUCUUGGCAGGCCCACGAAAAACGCCCGAGCGGGUUGUCGAAAAGACGGUCGAAAAGGGCGUUCGCGUCGUGGGCGGAAAGCCACAAGUCGUGGGAGUGGGCGACCUUGUCCUCACAACUUCCCCGAACGGGCAACCGCAUAAAAGGGACCGCCGCAAGAAACAUCGCAACCCCCGCGCAUAGAGUCGGUAAGCGAUCACCCUAUCCGCAACAAUGCCCACCUCCAACUCCCACCCUGGGGAAGAAGAGUCCCGCCCGCUCCUGCACUCGCCCACCAUCGCACGAGAACACCUCUACGCUCCUCGCAACAAGGGUGUCCUCAGGAGAGUCGCUGCUGCUGGGCUCGCGCUUGUCUUGAUUGCUGGCGUUGCUACCUCCGGGUUCUUUUUGGGGAGGCAGGUUCAUUCCGGGGAGGAUCCGAUCGACGCGACUUAUGUUAACUGGAAGCCAUGCCAGGAAAAGUUCUAUUGUGGAAAAUUGAGGGUGCCGUUGGACCAUAAGGACCCUGAAGGCGAGCAGAUCACGCUGGCUUUAAUCAAGCUUCCUGCGUCCAACAAGCCUUCUUUGGGCUCGUUGUUCGUCAACCCUGGUGGACCCGGAGGCAGCGGGGUGGAAUUCGUUCAAAGAGCGGGAGACGACCUGCACAAGAUCUACGACGGUCGCUACGACCUCGUCGGCUUCGACCCGCGCGGAAUUGGACAAAGCAACCCCGUCCGAUGCUUCCCAGACGCAAACACCCACCGUCUCUUCGAGUUACCUUCCCAACACAUUGACUUUGACGUUCCCGGAUCGUACGAAGCCGAUUUUGCCCGCGCUCAGGUUCUUGCUGGGCUCUGCGGUAAGAAUGCAGCGCGUAUUCUCGCGCACAUGACCACUGCCGACGUUGCGCGCGACAUGGACUUGAUGAGGAAGGCGGAGAAGCAGGAGUACCUCCACUACUGGGGAUUCAGCUACGGCACCAUUCUUGGGCAGACCUACGCCAACAUGUUCCCCCACAACAUUGGACAAUUCAUCAUCGACGGCGUGGCCAGCGCGCUUUCCUGGGCCGAGGGCCACGAUUUCGGAUUCAUACCCAACACCACCAACGCGGAAUGGGUCACCCACUUGUACGAAGUCUACGACAAGUUCGCUGCCUCCUGCGAAGCCGCCGGCCCCUCCCGCUGCGCACUUGCUCGGGACUCCGAGAAACACAGCGUCAGCAAACGUCUCAAGAACCUCCGCGCCAACCUGAAACUCCACCCCCUGAUCACCACCGACGCAGAAGUCGCCGGCGUCGUAACCCACGAAACCUUCGACGCCGCCUCCUUCCGUCUCGUCUACAUCCCGCACGCAUGGCCCAAAUACGCCCUCGCUUUCGCAGCCGCCGAAAAGGGCAACGGAACCCUGUUGCAAAACCUCGUCGUCAAAAAACCCGAGGAACUCUGCCCCCGCUUCGACUCCCCCGAUAUCGAAUCAACACUCGGCGUCUACUGCUCCGACGCCACGCCGAAACCCGCUAACCUCACCUACGUCCGCGAACAGGCCGAGGUCGCCGUGCGCAAGUACCCUUUCGUCGGGCAGAUGAUGGCCGGCGUCAUCAACGCGUGUGCAGUCUGGCCUAAAGUCGGUGAGAGCCGCUACACGGGCCCGUGGACCGCGAAAACGAACAACAAGAUCCUGAUCCUGGGCAACACGUUUGACCCCGUCACGCCGAUCGAGUCUGCGGAAUUGGCGGCGUCGUUGUUGCCCAACUCGGUGUUGGUGAGACAUCAUGGGUAUGGACACUGUUCGAAUGCGCAGCCCUCCAAAUGCACGAAUGAGGUUAUCAGGAGGUAUUUGGUCGAUAAGAAGGCGCCGAAGGAGGCUGUGACGGAGUGUUAUGCGGAUUUGGAGCCCUUUAUGGAGGGUGAGGUCAAUGCGCUUUCUCUGGAUGCUGGGGAGGCCCGGGAGAGCGUUGCGGACGUGCUGGCCGAUGCUUGGAAGCCUUUCUUCUAGGCCGACAUGCAGCUUUCGACAAGUUUGUUUCAUGUGAUUUGCAGCAUCGUAGUGUAGAUACCCUAGGAUUUUCUGUUACUUCUGUUACUCGCUCGGUUGCUUUUUUCCACUUGGCGCUUUGCAGACACUUUUCAUGGACGUAGGGAGGGAUUUUUUCGAUUAUGCCUUCAUGUAGAGUAGCAGUAGCCUUAAAUAAUGGUGACUAUUGAAUACCAUUCCGUGCAUUGAAAUGCGCGACCUGCAAGUUGACGCAAAUCGCCCAACUUGAGCAUCCCAUCUCCUCAAAUCAACAACCCCCACCAACCCAACCAUGUGCAAAAAAGUCACCUGCACCAAGUGUGGCAAGGAAACCUGGGCCGGCUGGUAAGUCCCUCUCCCUCCCUACCUAUCUUACUACCACCAUG